AUGCCACAGAGGGGAACGGAAGACGCCCUCUACGAUCUCGUCAAGCAUAUCAAGCAGGAAAUGGACUCUAAGAAGAUAGUACUUCUGGUAUCGCUUGACAUAGAGGGCGCUUUCGAUAAUGCAUGGUGGCCGGCUCUCAAAAAACAGCUGGUGGACAAGCAUUGCCCGAGAAACCUAUUUACUAUGGUCGCCUCAUACCUCCAGGAUCGAAAGGUCAUUGUUAACUACGCCAGAGCGACCAGUGAGAAGGAGACCACGAAGGGUUGCGUCCAAGGCUCCAUUGGCGGGCCAACCUUUUGGAACCUCAUACUGGAUUCGCUGCUGAGAAAGAUCAGCGAUAUGGGAGUGUAUUGCCAGGCCUUUGCGGACGACGUGGUCCUCGUCUUCUCCAGCCAAAAAUCCGGCAACCUACAGACCUCAGCCGAAACCACCUUAGCUGCCGUACAAGAGUGGGGUAUACAUAACAAACUGAGCUUCGCCGCGCAUAAGACCAACGCGAUGGUGCUCACUAAAAAGCUGAAAUACGAUACCCCCAUAAUCCAUAUGUCCGCUUGCGCGCGCGGCGAGAGUAACUUGGGGUCUGAAUGGAGAGAUCGUACGGACCAUAUAUGUGGCGGUAAUAGAGCCCAUCGUUCUGUACGCAGCGAGCGUAUGGUCCUCUGCAGCAGAGAAGUUAACGAUACGAAAGCAACUAAACUCCCUGCAGAGAGGAUUUGCACUGAAAAUGUGCAGGGCGUACAGAACGAUAGCUUGAUAAGAGAUAGACUAGUGUGUGGAAUUUCUGACAAAACAGUAAAGGAUAGAUUGUUACGUACAAAAGAUUUGACCUUAGCUAAAGCCAUUGAUAUAUGUCGUACAUCGCAAGAAACACAAAGGCAACUUGAGAAAAUUUGUUCUUCGACUAGUACUUCGAACAAUAUAGAUAAUUUAAACGAUGUAGACUAUAACAUACAAAAGAUUAAUAAAAAACCAAACACUGCAGAUAAUGCCGGAACGAAUACGAAGAAAGACAGAUAUACAAAUUAUACACGUGAGUGUCAAAGAUGUGGCUAUAUUCAUCCAGUGAAGAGAUGUUUAGCCUUUGGCAAGCGUUGUGUUCGUUGCAAUGGCUACAAUCAUUUUGCAAAUAAAUGCAAAAAUCGUUUUGUUCAUAAUGUGGAAGAUAAUAAUGAUGAGAGAAGAUGUGAAAAUAUGGAGGAGAAUAUUAAGACUAUAUUUUUUGGAUCAGUUUUCAUAAAUUCUCUAAAGGAAGACACGAAGGAUUGGACAAUUGUCGUUGGAUCUAAUAAUGUGUCUCUUGAUUUAAAAGUUGAUACUGGUGCUCAGGCAAAUUUAUUAUCUGGAAGAAACUUGUCAAGUUUAGGAUUAGACAAAAAUAAUCUUUUAGAGUGUAAGGCCAGGCUGACAACAUAUACAGGUCAAGUAAUUAACUGUCUUGGAAAGUGUUCUUUGCCUAUUAAGUAUGAUGGCAAAAACUACGUAUUAGAUUUCUAUGUAGUAGACUCAGAUAAAGCAAGCAACAUAUUAGGACUACAUUCAGCGAUUAAAAUGAAUUUAGUUAAUCCUUUAAAAAAUCAAAAUUUAAAAAUCAAUGAAAUUAAUACAUUAUCAGAGUAUAGGGAUUUAUUUGAAGGCUUAGGAUGUAUGAAAGAGGAAUAUGAUAUUAAACUAAAACAAAAUGCCACUCCAGUUGUUCACGCGAGCAGACGAGUUCCAAUAGCAAUUCAACCAAUUUUAAAGAGAAAACUUGAUGAACUGGAGAAAAUAGGAGUGAUAUCUAAAGUAUCACAUCCUACAGAGUGGGUCAAUUCUUUAGUUAUUGUUCAUAAGCCUAACGGAGAUUUGAGGUUGUGCUUAGACCCUAAGGACUUAAAUGAGGUUAUCAAAAGGCAACACUUAGAACUACCUACUCUUGAGGAGAUCACUAGUAAACUUUCAGGUGCUAAGUAUUUUAGCACUCUAGAUGUAAAAAAUGAAUUUUGGAAUAUAAAGUUAUCUGCAGCAAGCUCUGAUUUAUGUUGUUUUAAUACUCCGUUUGGAAGAUACAAAUUUCUAAGAAUGCCUUUUGGAAUUUGUAGUGCGUCUGAAGUUUAUCAACACCGAAUGCGUCAAAUACUAGAUGACUUAGAUGGGGUUGAUGUAUAUAUUGACGAUAUUUUGAUUUGGGGUAAAACGAAACAAGAACAUGAUAAACGUCUUAAAAAAGUAUUCGAUAGAUUGAGACAGGAGAAUGUAAAACUAAAUAAGGAUAAAUGUAAGAUUGACGUGCAGCAGUUAAAAUAUUUAGGACAUAUUAUAAGCAAGGAUGAACAACAUGAAAGAGUAUUUAAUGAGUUAAAAAAGAUACUAACUGAGAAACCCGUAUUACAAUUUUUUGAUGAAAAGUUACCGGUAGUUCUUUCCGUUGAUAGUUCUAAGGAUGGAUUAGGCGCUGUAUUAUUACAAAAUGGAUUACCAGUGGCUUAUGCAUCAAAAGCUUUAAGCGAAUGUCAGCAGCGCUACGCGCAGAUUGAAAAAGAGUUGUUGGCAAUUUUGUUUGGCUGUGAAAGAUUUCAUCAGUUCAUAUUUGGUAGACAUAUAACUAUUGAAACCGAUCACAAUCCAUUAAUAGGCAUAAUAAAAAAACCAUUGAAUUCCACUUCGCCACGUAUACAACGCAUGCUAAUCAAGUUGCAAAAAUAUGAAUUUAAUUUAGUCUAUAAGCGUGGCAAGGAAUUGUAUAUAGCAGACACUUUAUCUAGGUCAUUCGAUACGGAUGACAGUCUGCAAAUUGACCUAGAAGAGAGUAAUAUUGAGGCUAAUAUUAAUCUAGUGAUAGAAACAAUAAACAUAAGUAAAAAGCAAUUAAAUAAUGUUCAAAACUUUACGAGAAAUAAUGAAGAAAUGAAGUUAUUAAAGGAAUUUAUCCUUAAAGGUUGGCCAAGCCAUAAAAUCUCUGUACCGGAGAAAAUAAGAUCAUAUUGGCAUGUAAGAGACAGCUUGACAUAUAAGUCAAACUUGAUAUUCAAAGGCAAUUCUUUGGUAGUGCCGCCUGAAUUAAGAAAGGAGAUGUUACAUCGGGCGCAUUUUCCACAUUUAGGCAUAACAAAAACGUUGUUGCGAGCAAAUGAGGCUAUGUAUUGGCCCAGAAUGGUACACGAAAUCACAGAAUUAGUAUCGCGGUGUGAAACAUGUAAGCUUUUUAGUAACAAUAAUAAAAAAGAGACUUUAAUUCCACAUGCGGUACCACAGUUACCAUGGGAAAAAGUGGAGAUAGCUGCGUUAAAAGAAAUAAAAAGUGAAGAUAUCAUUGAUAAGUUAAAACAAAUAUUUAGUAGACACGGCAUUCCACGAAAAAUAUUUAGUGACGGAGGGCCGCAGUUUUCCGGCAUGAGUUUUAAAGCGUUUGCUAAUCAAUACAACUUUGAGCAUAUUAUGUCUAGUCCAGAAUAUCCACAAUCAAAUGGCAUGGUGGAAAGAGAAAUACAGACCAUUAAAAAUUUGUUUAAAAAGGCUAUACAUGAGAAAAAAGACCCAUACCUAAUAUUAUUAGAAUUCCGUAAUACACCAAUUUCUAAUACAAUUGCAUCUCCUGCAGAAAACUUAUUUAAUAGGAAAAUAAGGGGUAUUGUUCCCAUUAAUCAGAAAUGUUUUUACCCAAAAGUCAACCGAAAUUUAAGAGAGAAAUUAAUAGAAAAGCAAAAUAAAGACAAAUAUUUUUAUAUUAGGAAUAAAAACGAUCUAAGACCAAUAGAAACGGGAGAAGGCGUGUUAUUUAGGAUAGGGAGAUUUUGGAAGAAAGGUAUUAUUAAAGGAAAGACAAAUGAUAGGACGUACAAGAUAGCAAAUGAAAAUGGGAGGAUAUUUGUUAGAAACAGGUUUCACAUAAAGCCUCUAAAUAUGAUUCCUUUUUACAUUCCCGAUUUCGAUAAUCAAGAAAGUGACGCAAUCCAACCAUCACAACAACAACCAUCAUCACCAUCAACAUCCUACUAUACAACAUCAUAUGGUCGGGUAGUUAGACCUCCGGUCAGGUAUGGUCAGGAAUAA
Melitaea cinxia (Glanville fritillary) is the source of this 4029-nucleotide messenger RNA. RefSeq lists its product as uncharacterized. Gene Ontology annotation, biological process: DNA integration. NCBI's taxonomy places the organism in Eukaryota, Metazoa, Arthropoda, Insecta, Lepidoptera, Nymphalidae. The record is from RefSeq and is a predicted model, not a curated record. Bases 1 to 4029 code for a protein of 1342 amino acids. The transcript has 5 exons. Gene Ontology annotation, molecular function: nucleic acid binding.